AGGCAGCAACUGAAAAGCGACACGAACUGCUAGCCACGUCAGUUUGAGAAUUUAACUAGACAAGUGUAGUUAAGUCAUCUUAAGAUUAGAUCUAGACUAUUUAGAUUUAGAAUCUAGAAUAGAUCUGGUCUUGUUUCGAGUCUAGAGAUUUAGAUCUAGACUUAUGUGUCUAAUGAGAAUUAUUGUAUUUGUAAGCUCUAAAGUAGCGAGAUAAAACAUCUGAUUCUGAAACAAUCAUAGAAUCAACAGCAACAUCUGAACAUCAUCACUCCUGCCUGGCUUUGUUAUAGUGUUUUAUCAGCUGAAUUAUUAACAAACAAGACUAAGACAGAAUGCUUUUAACUAUGAUUGCAAGAGUGGCUGAUGGAUUGUUGCUGUCUGCAUCAGUUCAGGAAGAUGAACAAGCUGGCCGUAAUCUUUCAGAAUAUCAAACACAGGCCAAACAACUGUUCCGAAAAUUAUCCCAAGACCCAAAUCCUCCUCCUCGAUGUACUUUAGAAGCCAAGCAUUAUUUAUUUCAUUAUAUGAUAGAAAGAGGAGUGUGCUACUUGGUCUUGUGUGAAAAAACAUUCUCUAAAAGAUUAGCAUUUUCUUACUUAGAAGAUCUACAAAAUGAAUUCAUAUCACAGUAUGGAUCAAAGCUGGAUACAGUAUCUCGACCUUAUUCCUUCAUUGAGUUUGAUACAUACAUGCAGAAAGCUAGAAAAUCAUAUAUGGACUCUCGAGCCAGGCGCAAUUUAGGUCAAAUUAAUACAGAAUUACAAGAUGUACAAAGAAUAAUGGUUCAAAAUAUUGAUGAAGUGUUGACACGAGGAGAAGCUUUGUCAGUAUUGGACACUAAAGCCAGCAACUUGUCAUCACAGUCACUUAAGUACAAGAAGGAUGCCAGAUACCUCAACCUGAGAUCUUCCUAUCUUAAGAUUGCAGCCAUAGUUAUCACAGUCAUCCUAUUUUUACUGUUUCUUCGUUACUGGCUAUUGUGAGAGAGAUGAGAUUGUUAGACUAGCCCAUUAUGUGCUGCACUGGUUUCAAAUUGUUUCCUUUCUGAUGUUUGCUCCUGUUGUGCAGAUGUUAACAAAAUGUGUUAGAAACUGCUGUCAUAUACUGUGUGCGGUGAGGGAAGUUCCUGAUACAGAGGUUUUAGUUUUUUUUUGACAGAAUUAUAAAAAAAAACAAGUUUCUUAAAUAUCAAGAGGCAAUUAAUUUUAGAUGUAUGCAUGUAUUUAUUAAAAGGAAUUUAAAUGUUUUAAUCUUACACUGAAUAAGUUGGCAAAUCUAGACCUGCACUAAAGGGUUAGGUACAAAGGACCAUUUUUUUUUCUUCUGACCCCCCAAAAAAAAUGUAGAUUUGAAGAGGAGCCAGCAUAUCUACAUUGAUAUGUAUUGGACACUAAAGCCAGUAACUAUGUAAUUCCUUAUAAAACCAAAUAUAAAACCAACUAGGACUAGGAUGUUCUCUCUCUCUGGGACAUUGUAUUUUGGAAUAGAAUUGAUCACUUAUUCUUAUUUGUUUUUUAAUUCAUUAUUCUUGUCUAUAUAAUUGUGAUAUUGACUGAACUUCAGAUUUGUUCAAAGAAAACUAUUGUUUUAUUCCUUUGCUUUUGAAUGUCUUGUUCAUCUUGUCAUUUGUGUAAGCAUUUGAAAGGGCUCUACAAAACACUUUUGUGUCAUGAAGUACAUUUUUUGUGUAUAUAUAUGUAUUGUUUAUGCUUGGAAAUCUCACCAUUGAGCUUGAUAAACGGCUUACAUAUUUAGUGAAUAACAUCAGGAUAGGGAGGUUUUGUUUUCAUCUGGAUAUUGAGCAACUAAUGUUUUUUUGACACAGCACAUUUGUCUGAUUCCUUAUGAGAAUAAUGUCUUAUGAUCAUUUAUUUAAAUAACUGAAAAUUAAUCUGAUCAAAAGUUGUAUACAACAACAAAAUUGUAUUUGCAACAUAAGCAUUUGUAAAACUAUUACUUCAUUUCUUUCUGUUACCAUUUAUAAAAGUAAAUAUUUGUUGUUAUAGAAUGAGAGGAAUAGAAGUUUCUUUUUAAACUUCUUCUUUAUGAAAGGUUGGUUUUGAUCCAGUCUAUUCUGUGUGUGAAUGACACUUAAAACUUAAUAUUCAUGAAUGUAUUUGAAGAUACAUAAAUGUUUUUAAUAUGUUUAUUUUGCAAAGAUAGAGGUGAUUUAGAAAUGCAAACUAUUGUGUAAUUGGCAAUGCAAUAGGAUUGAUGUUUAUGUCUAGUAUAAGCUUUUUAAGGUCUGAAUAUCUUAGAUUCAUUGAAAUGUUUUAUUUUCUAAACAAUUCCAGCAUUAAAAACCAGAUCUUACUAUGUCAGUUAAUUUAAAAUCAAAUUUUACUUGCUAGUAAUAACACUCAUCUGUAGGAUUGCAUAAAAUACUGUAUUUUAAUUUUAUUUUGUUGUGAGGCACUUUUUUUUCUUUGAAAAAUAUUUCAUUAUGCUAUAUUAAUUUAUAAGUUAUUUGCCAAUGUUUUGAAUUGACAAAAAAAAAAAAAAAACUAACUAAAUAAAAAAAAAUUCAGAAUGUGAAUUAACAAAUAAAAAAAAUAAUUAAUGAA
Biomphalaria glabrata is the source of this 2564-nucleotide messenger RNA. Its product is annotated as vesicle-trafficking protein SEC22b-like. The record is from RefSeq and is a predicted model, not a curated record. The transcript is spliced from 6 exons. Gene Ontology annotation, cellular component: endoplasmic reticulum membrane; SNARE complex; Golgi membrane. Gene Ontology annotation, molecular function: SNAP receptor activity. Gene Ontology annotation, biological process: retrograde vesicle-mediated transport, Golgi to endoplasmic reticulum; endoplasmic reticulum to Golgi vesicle-mediated transport; vesicle fusion with Golgi apparatus. Lineage: Eukaryota; Metazoa; Mollusca; Gastropoda; Planorbidae. The coding region runs from base 333 to 983 and encodes 216 amino acids.